UCCUAAGAUAAUUGAGCCGCAGACGUUGUUAUAUAAAUAAAUAAAAUUAUCUCUGAUACAGCUGCUGAGGGAGUGACAAUAAUUUGGCGUCUUCCCUCUUUUUACUGUGGUAAAGCACCGCUCUCUAUGUUUUCCUCUUGUAGAAAAUCGUGAAAACGUAAAUGUGGAGAUUUUAUUUUUUUGUCGCUGUUGGAGCAAACAGAAUCUACUGCAGAUGACUUCAUGAACUGCUUGCCCUGUUCAUCCUAAUCAAAUUGACACCAUUUAGGUUUUGCCAUGGCAGAUGGUGUGGACCUCACCCAAAAGUUUGUGUCAGAGUCUGAACUUGAAGAGAAGCGAAAGAAAAGACAAGAAGAAUGGGAGAAGGUCCGCAAGCCAGAUGAUCCAGAGGAGGUCCCAGAAGAAGAGUAUGACCCCCGAUCUCUGUACGAAAGGCUACAAGAGCAGAAAGACAAGAAACAGGAGGAAUAUGAUGAGCAGUUCAAAUUCAAGAACAUGGUUAAAGGUCUGGAUCAAGACGAGAGCAGCUUUCUUGACGAAGUGUCACGGCAACAGUAUCUUAUAGAGAAACGCAGGCGAGACGAGGAAGCUCAGGAGAUUAAAGAAUACAGGAGUGCUCUGCAGAAGCUGACGAGCACAGAAAGCCAAAAGAAGGAGCCAGAAAAAAAAGCAGGACCUAAAUCAACAGAACACAAGUCCAGUCACCUGUCUCAGGCUCAUCUGUUGGCUGGGGCAGUCAAACGACGCAGCUCGUCUCUGUCCUCAGAAGGAAGUAAAAAGCUGAAAGUGGAAGCGACAGUUGCCGGCAAUGGCAGUCAAACAGAGCAGGAGGCAGGUGAGCCCAAAUCCCUUGGUGCGGGUGUGACUCGCUCAGGCGUUCUACAUCUGCCCUCCGCCGCUGUAUGUGUGGGCAUCCUGCCAGGGCUAGGAGCUUACUCGGGCAGCAGCGAUUCAGAGUCCAGCAGCGACAGCGAAGGUAGCGUGGACAAGAUUGGCUCUCCCAUAAAGUGCCACAGGCUCUUCAGAUAGACACAUUUACUAAUCACACUCACUUACUCUCACUCUCUCCUUUAAAACUUGUGCUGCCCAAGGCUCGGGCUCCGCCCCCUUGCCUACUCGGCGGUGUGGAGCACAAAUCAGUAACUAAAAUGAUUUAGCUCCUUAAGUAUUUCUAAUUUCAGCUCAAUGUUCUGUGUUUAAAGUUUGAAUUAGUCUGUUUAAUUUUUUGCUUGAUGUUUAUUAAAGGCGUGGUAAUGUUAACUUGAAUUGUGGUUGUUGUUGAUGUGUUAUACUCUCAAAACAUGACAAUUCCCCCAUCCUCCUCAUAUUACGUUCCAUACAGUUUAAAAACCUGGCAGCUUAACCUGGUGACGCACCUGCCCACCUGCCCCUGCGGCUUCUGCAGAGCUAGUGGCCAAGGGGACAAUGACUGACUGACUGACAUCCGAGGAUCAAGAAGGCUGCUAAAUGAAACAUUUAGACAAAAUCUCUGAUAUCAUCACAAGACAAAUCAGACAUAUUGUGGGCGGUGCUUGUUUGAAGAUGUUUAAAUGUCUUUGUUGAGUUUUAUGUUUCUUUGAUUUAUUUUAUUUUAUUUUUUAAAAACGAAACGCUGCAAUGUGAAAAGCUGGAACUUUGCCCUUUAAGGACACAAAAUGUGUGUGUGUGACAUUUCGCUGGAAUGAAAAUGAGAAUGAAAUGAGAAUA
Molecule: messenger RNA, 1707 nt
Organism: Xyrauchen texanus (razorback sucker)
Lineage: Eukaryota; Metazoa; Chordata; Actinopteri; Cypriniformes; Catostomidae
Gene: psme3ip1
Product: proteasome activator subunit 3 interacting protein 1
Exons: 8
Coding region: 277-1029 (250 amino acids)
Cellular component (GO): nucleus
Source: RefSeq, a predicted model, not a curated record